CAUCCGCCCAACCUGGCUCUUAUAAAUGUGGCUGCAGAAGGUCGGUCCAGUCCAACAGUCAUCACAGGAGCUUUUCCCAGAGCCCGAACAGUGACUUGUGGUAUCUUCAGCUUUUAUCAGAAGAGACAUGGGCUUCUUCAAAUUAUCUGCUGUCUUCUUGCUCGCACUCUUGCUGUGGGAGGUGCACAGUAACAGCAUGCCAAAACUGAAUUGUCCUCCGAACAGCUCAGCUGGAGACGUUUCACCGUGUGCAAAGACCUGCGCCAACUUACAUGAGCCUCCUGCAGAAGCUUGCAUUAUGAUGGCAAUACACACCUGUAAAUGUCACGACGGAUUCCUGGCUCAGAUCGGGACUUCUGGGGAAUCUGUUCAGUGCGUUAAACCAAAAGACUGCAAUGUCCCCUGUGGUCCCAACCAGCACUAUGACCCCUGCAACUACAAAUGCCAACCAACAUGUGAAGAACAAAAAGACCGAGUCUGUACCAAAGAGUGUGCUGGAGGAUGUGUCUGUGAUAAGGGAUAUGUUCAAUCUGGAAAAAAGUGUAUGAAGCCAACAGAAUGUAAAAAAAAUUAACUCAACCCCAUCAUUCUGCAGCCAGUAUUAGGCUCUGAGAAUCAAUGGAAUUAUAUAUGUUUAAAUGUGUAUAGCAGAUGAAGCAGAGCUGAACGUGCUAUUAUGCUAUUUCUUCCAUCCACUGUGAUACUGUAAAAAUACCUGUAGUUCUAUGGAAAAUCCACAUCAUAGUAUCAUCAGCAGUUAGCAGGUUGAGCUCUGCUAGAUUCCUGAAUGUUCAUCCUCCAUCGUAUCGCUGCUUUGCUUCUGUAAACGCAAUAACUGGAUGUAUUCGAUCGCAGUCAGUGUGCGCAUUAAUGCCGCUAUAGCUCAUCUUUCCUGAUACAAUGUUACAAUAAAAGUCACCUUUAAGGAAUGA
Bufo bufo (common toad) is the source of this 932-nucleotide messenger RNA. RefSeq names its product serine protease inhibitor swm-1-like. Bases 128 to 574 code for a protein of 148 amino acids. NCBI's taxonomy places the organism in Eukaryota, Metazoa, Chordata, Amphibia, Anura, Bufonidae. The transcript is spliced from 4 exons. The record is from RefSeq and is a predicted model, not a curated record.